AUGUUUUUAAUCACACAAGUCAAAAACAGUCACGACUACAGCUCCUACAAUGGACGAGAAGAAGAUAGCAAACCCAACUUCAGACCUAGGAAGCUCAAGUCACGCCAUAUGCAGUUUUAUGCUAUUGGAGGCACCAUUGGAACGGGUCUCUUCGUGGGUAUUGGUGGUGGCCUUGCUCAAGCGGGUCCGCUGUCUCUCCUAUUGGGCUAUAGCAUUACUAGCAUCUUCAUCUUCGCCAUGAUGCGAUGUCUUGGAGAGAUGACAACAUGGAUGCCACUCCCAGGAGCUACGCCGAGAUUCUGCUCACGUUUCGUUGAUGAAGCGUUGGGAUUCGCCGUUGGAUGGAACCAGUGGUAUAAUUGUGCAAUCACAGUCUGCGCAGAGAUAUCUGCUGCCGCUGCGGUUAUUCAGUUCUGGAACGAUACUAUUUCGCCUGCUGUCUGGAUCUCCAUCAUUCUCGUUCUCAUCUUUAUCUUCAAUCUCAUUGACGUUGGAAUCUUUGGCGAAGCUGAGUUCGUAUGCUCUUGCGUCAAGAUUGUGGCCCUGGUUGGCCUCCUCAUCCUCUCGCUGGUCAUAGACCUAGGAGGUGGUCCCACCCAUGAUAGACUUGGAUUUCGAUACUGGAAGAACCCUGGCGCUAUGAUAGAGUACAUUGCCAGUGGCGACACAGGACGUUUCCUUGGGCUCUUCAACGCCAUUGUCAAUGCAGGCUUCGCCUUUGCCGGUAUCGAAAUGGUUGCCGUUGCAGCAGGAGAAACAGAAAACCCCCGCUACAACAUCCCAAAGGCCAUCAACCGUCUCUUCUGGCGAAUCAUCUUCUUCUAUAUCCUCGGUACUUUGGCCAUCGGCGUCCUCGUUCCAUACACUGAUAAUCGACUCCUCAACGGCGGUGCCGGUGUUGCCAGCUCGCCUUGGGUCAUUGGAAUCUCGCGUGCCGGCAUCAAGGUGCUCCCCUCCAUCAUCAACGCCGUUGUUCUUCUUUCUGCUGCUUCGUCCGGCAAUGCACUGCUCUACAGUGGUAGUCGAUAUCUACUUGCCCUUGCUGAAGGUGGCCAGGCCCCAAAGUUCCUACUCAAAUGCACCAAGAGGGGAGUUCCGAUUUACUGCGUCCUCUGCACCGGGGCUCUUGCGCCUCUCACUUACAUGGCUGUCAGCUCUGAUAGUGCCCGGGUGUUCUCAUGGUUCGCCAACCUUGUUACGACCGCCGCUCUAUUCACGUGGUGCAGCAUCUGUAUCGCGUAUAUUGGUUUCGAUCGUGCUCUACACGCGCAGGGCAUCAACCAGAAGGAAGAGCUAGCUUUCAAGGGCUUCUUACAGCCUUACAUCUCUUAUAUCAGUCUCGUAUUCUUCAUCAUUGUCAUCAUCUUCAAUGGCUUUAGCGUCUUCAUUCACGGCCACUGGGAUACACAGAAGUUUGUUGUGUCCUAUGUUGGCAUGCCUAUUUUCUUUACACUAUUCUUGGGAUGGAAGUUCUUUAAGAAGACCAAGAUCCGCAACGCUGAAGAGAUUGAUCUUCAUACCGGACGCCAGUUGGAUGAGUCUACAGAGUAUGCAGAGAAGCCAAAGGGAAUGCUUGAUCGACUCUGGAAGUGGGCUGCAUGA
Trichoderma atroviride IMI 206040 is the source of this 1602-nucleotide messenger RNA. RefSeq lists its product as uncharacterized. Gene Ontology annotation, molecular function: amino acid transmembrane transporter activity. The record is from RefSeq and is a predicted model, not a curated record. Gene Ontology annotation, biological process: amino acid transmembrane transport. Gene Ontology annotation, cellular component: membrane. Lineage: Eukaryota; Fungi; Ascomycota; Sordariomycetes; Hypocreales; Hypocreaceae.